Molecule: messenger RNA, 2934 nt
Organism: Drosophila bipectinata
Lineage: Eukaryota; Metazoa; Arthropoda; Insecta; Diptera; Drosophilidae
Gene: cas
Product: castor zinc finger transcription factor
Biological process (GO): regulation of neuron differentiation; positive regulation of transcription by RNA polymerase II
Cellular component (GO): nucleus
Molecular function (GO): RNA polymerase II transcription regulatory region sequence-specific DNA binding; DNA-binding transcription factor activity, RNA polymerase II-specific
Source: RefSeq, a predicted model, not a curated record
UUUGAAAAAAAAAAAUAAAAGUGCUUGAUCAAAAUGUCCAAUCAAAUGGAGUUUAUUAUGCAACUUUAUAUGAUGAACUUGCUGCAACAGCAACAGCAGCAGCAGCAGCAACAGCAACAACAGCAGCAGCAGUUGCAACUGCAACAGCAACAGCAGCUGACUGGAUACACUUACACACAGAACGAGGAUAUCUCGAGCAGCACUUGCAUGCAACAACUGCAACACGAACAGCAGCAACAGCAACUGCAACAGCAAGAAAUUCUCAAGACAAGAACGCACAAAAGAAUUAGCUCGCAAAACACCAACAGUAGUAGUAGCCGUAGUUGUAGUCCCAAUAGUAAUUUGAUUGCUUUUCAAAAUCACACACCCGCCACACCUAACAACAACAACACACAGAGCCUUGUCGGUCAAAUGUUGCUCAACACCCUGCCGCCGCUGACACAGUUAAUGUUGCAGCAACAGCACCAGCAGCAGCAACAUUUUCUGGCAACAUCAAACCUUCUACUAACCCCCAACAAUACCCCCAACUCGAUGGUCAAGCAGGAGGCACAGUUGCAACAUCAGUUGCUCCUGAGCCAAUACGCCAGCUCCCUGCAAACCGAGCAAUAUUCCACAAAUAAUUUUCUGCAAUCCUCCACAGUGACAUCAACGCCAAUCGAGAAGACAGUGCAACAUGCCGCCGCCGCCUCUGAAGCUGAAGCAUCACUUGGAGGAGCAAUGGCAGCCACCCAGGGGGCGCAUGUUGCCGACAAUCUUUCGGCGGUCACGGUUAAGUUUGAGCAGGAUGAUGACGAGGAGGACGAGGACGAUGACAAGCCGUUGUCCAGCCUGCACAGCUGCAGCUCCUCGGGCGUGGCAAGCAACAGCACCCACACCAAUGCCAGUUCCGAGAAGCUGCUGAUGCUGUCGGGCGUGCAACCGCUGGAGUCAACCACGGAUAGUGUUGACUCGCCCAGCAUGUACACGCCCGUUAAGCAGCCGGCAGACUCAUCGUACAACAUCACGCCCGUCGAAAGCGAACCCACCCCCUAUACCACCCCCCUUCAACAGUCCCAGACACCCGCCUCCCUACUCACUCCCCCGUCCAGCGAGCAGAGCAAGAGCUUGGUCAGCCUCUCGGCGGCCAGUGGCCUGGACGCUCUGCUCCAGAAUGAGGAUAGCCUGAAGAACCUGCGCAAAGUGUCCUCCUACCUGGAGUGCGAUAACACCCUCUGCCGGCAGGAGAAUCUGCGGGAGCACUUCCACUGCCACGAGGAGCCGUGCCAGGGCAAGAUCCUGAGCAAGAAGGAUGACAUCAUCCGGCACCUGAAAUGGCACAAGAAGCGCAAGGAGAGCCUCAAGCUGGGCUUCGCCCGGUUCUCCUCCGCGGACGACUGUGCCCCGGCCUAUGGAGAGGGAUGUGCCUACAACUGGAAACAGACCCACUACCACUGCGUCUACGAGCACUGCCCCAAGGUCUACGUCAGCACCAGUGAUGUACAGAUGCAUGCCAACUUCCAUCGCAAGGACUGCGAGAUCGUAAACGAGGGAUUCCGACGGUUCCGGGCACACGAGAACUGCCGGAUCGAGGAUUGCCCCUUCUUUGGCAAAAAGAUAUCCCAUUAUCACUGCUGUCGCGAAGGAUGCAAUCACACCUUCAAGAACAAGGCCGAUAUGGACAAACACAAGACUUACCACCUGAAAGACCACCAACUGAAAAUGGACGGCUUCAAGAAGAUCCUGAAGACCGAGGUGUGUCCUUUCGAUGCCUGCAAGUUCUCCUCUGUCUGCAACCACAUUCACUGUGUCCGUGAGGGAUGUGACUACAUCCUGCACUCCAGCAGCCAGAUGAUCAGCCACAAGCGGAAGCACGAUCGCCAGGAUGGAGAGCAGGCCUACCAGCAGUUCAAAACCAAGCAAGAGGAUACGGGGGAGAGCUCCUUGGAUGCCACACCACAGCAGCCGGUUGCCGUGAAUGGGUCAGCGCCAAUGCAGAUUGGUACUGGGGGAACUAACACCUCCACACCACUGUCCUCCCUGUCCGCCGAGCAUUUCUUGUCCAGGAAGCGUGGCAGGCCGCCAAAGAAAAUUCAACUCCCCGCUGAUGCCCAACAGCCCGAGGCCAAGCGUUUCAAGAUGGAGGAGGAUCAAUCUGCCAAGCUGCCAGCCUCCGGACUCUAUCCCGGCCUGCUGCCAGCUGCCUCCGCUCCUGUAGUGGGUCCCAGUGCCCCCAAUUUCCAGCUCACCCACCUGAUGGCCCUCUUCCAGCUGCAGAACCCGCUCUUCUACCAGAAUCUCUAUCCCGGCAUGACCCAGAAUCCUUCGAUGCUGGGAAAUCUGGCGGCCCUGGGAGCCGCUUCGGCAGCUGCGGCGGCGGCGGCAGCAGCGGCGGCCAAUGGAGUCCAGCAGCCCAAGGCGAAAUUUAGUUUUAAGCCAGAAUUUAAGGAGUAGAAAGGAUGCAUGUCCUUAGUUUAAGGAAAUAAUUAGACUCACGGACUAAGGACGACUUUGUAAAUAAGAGCUUUAAGCAGGAGUGUACAGUAGUAGGAUUAGGUUUUUGGAAAAGGAUCGGGAUCAGGACAUGUCAUCCUUUCCUCCAUAAAAGCCAACUCAUCCACACUUUGAAAACUUUUAAGGUUUCUUCCCCAAGGUGUUGCUGAAUUGGCUUUUCUUCCAAUCGAAUUAAUCGUUUCUUUGAGUGCCACUUUAAUUUUUAAAAUUUGCAGCCAUUUUAAAUAAAAAAGAAGAGAAAGUCUUGAAUUUUAGUUUGACUAAUACUGUGAUGUUUUUUCAUUAGGCUAGGCAGGAGUUUCAGGACUUGGGAGAUUUCUGUUACAAGUAGCCAGUAAGCACUUAAUUCUGUGUGAUAUACUAAUAAAAUAAUACAAAUUGUUUUUGCAUUUAAAACUAAGUAUGCUUUACAAUAAAAAAACCUAGAAACUGAGUUACUUACCU